AUGGCCGUGAUUUCUCGGGCCGACGGGGUCGGCAACAGGCCCGACCCACGACCCCGCCCACGCGCCGCCGCCACCGCACGAUCAGCUCGGGGCGGCUCUGUGUCCGCCGCCCUACCUCCCUCGGCCACCACGGACGCCGCGUCUGCCUGCGCCGCCACCGCCUUCGCCGCGAGCGACCCGCCUGCCCAGGCCACCGCGACCGUCGUGCCAGCCUGCGCCAUCGUUGCCUUCGCCGCGGGUGUCCCGUCGACCGCCGCCUCCACCACGCUCGGGAGCUAUUUCGCGGUGGUGGCUCCUCCGCCCGCCGCGCCAGUUGCGCCGCCCCCGUCGAUCGCCAGCUCGGCAAGGCUCGGCGUUCCCAUGACUCCGUUCCCCCUCGCCUGCAGCAAGGCAACCGCUCGCAUCAGGUCCUCAGCCUCUGAUGAAGAUCAUCAGCAUCCGCCUUCGCGUCAGCCUGCACUCUCGCCAGGCUUUCUUUGA
Molecule: messenger RNA, 480 nt
Organism: Linum trigynum
Lineage: Eukaryota; Viridiplantae; Streptophyta; Magnoliopsida; Malpighiales; Linaceae
Source: the annotation of a GenBank genome assembly